Molecule: messenger RNA, 6826 nt
Organism: Athalia rosae (coleseed sawfly)
Lineage: Eukaryota; Metazoa; Arthropoda; Insecta; Hymenoptera; Athaliidae
Exons: 13
Coding region: 1-3039 (1012 amino acids)
Biological process (GO): signaling
Cellular component (GO): postsynaptic specialization; glutamatergic synapse
Molecular function (GO): molecular adaptor activity
Source: RefSeq, a predicted model, not a curated record
AUGAAUAGUGUACCAAAAAUGGAGCUGGUCAAUGAACCUCUGCCACCUGCUUUGCAAACCAAUCAGAUACCAUUGGAAAGCGUGCAAUUGCGAGCUGCUUAUAGCCAUGUACGGAUUGGAACGUACGGUGCUACAGAAGCAUUCCCUAAGUGUAGUAAUCGACCACCGGUUGUUGAACAGUCACACAAGUGCAAAAAGAAUACUGGACCAGUCCUGAGGCUCUUGAAACGACGUCAAAAUUCAGCUUACUUCUCGACGAAAUCUUGUGAUAAUAUUUAUGCCGUUAAUAGGAAUUCCAAUUCCCUGGAUUGGCGUCUAGGAAAAUCUGUGAAUCACGAAGGAUUAAGAGCUUCCCAAAGUAACAGUCUGGACUGGAGAAUUGGACGCACAGUUACUUCAUGUUCUAAUCAACUUGAAAUGCAAGGAGAAACUCGUAGUGCAGAGCAACUAUCCAGAAGUAUUCCUUCAACUCCAAACAACUUACAAGCUUCCAAUGCAAAGUCCAAGCUGGUCUCUUUUUUGAGACGACUUUCACCCCGUCUUUCAAGGCUCAGUAAGAAUUCGCUGCAAUCAUCUCCAGUAAUUUGCCCGUGGGUCCAAGUUGAGUAUACCGCAAAGUCAGUCGCUGAAAGUAGAAGAGAAAAUUCUCAAGAAAGUGAUGCAAGUUUCCAGCAUGAACUAGAGAUGAAUGAGCUCAGGAAAAAAAGAGCGGAAUACUCUAUUUCUUCCUGUGCCCCAAAGACGUCUGGUAUAAAACCGCAAUCUGUCGAUGACCAACAAGCAUCUUUUCCUAGUAUUCGUGUUGAUGGACCAGAAAAUCCCUACAUCGUAGACAGCGCACGGUCUGUUCACAACGAACGUGGAGACCAUCGUAGCACAGUGGUUCACAGUGAAGUGGCGGGCCUGGAAAGCGAGACCACGAGGGAAGGCUGCACCGCCGAAGUGGUACCAGGUGAAGGAAACACCAGGCCCACCCUUCGCCUAAGGCCACUGUCCCUUGCAGUUCAGCCCUUGCAUUAUUAUCAGCUGAACUCUGACGCUACAAGUAAACACCUUAACAUGACCAGCCAGGAGAGCAUCGGCAGUUGUAGUCUCGACGUGGAUACUUCGGCCUCGGACCGAUCAGAUACAGCAGUAGGUUCUGUCUCAGAUAAAACCUUGCACAGCCUAAAUCUCUCUUGUAACGGUGAGCUUACUCCAUCUCCUGAUAUCGCAUCAAACGGUAAAGGAGAUACAAUAUUAGAGGGAAGUUUGGACGCAAACAAAGAGAACAUAAGCAACCUUCAUAAUGAGAGCUCAGAACCAGAACACCUGACAGCCAAAAAACCAUCCUACUUGGGUCUUGCCUGUAGUAUAAGCGGCUACUCUGGUAUUACGAGAUACGAUAGCAAAUUACGAGAGGGAUUUAGAUCUAGAGAUACUAGUCCAGGAACCAGACUUAUCACUCGAGAUACGAGUCCUGCCGGUUUCAGAUCCAGUGAAAAUUUGAGUCUGCCCACUCAGCCUCCUUCAAAAAGUUUAUCAAUUUCUCCACUUGCCAUGGAGCGUCAAAAUGGUUUCUCAAAUGGUGUCAAAGAAGAGUAUAAAAUUCACACAUACGUUGAAACCAGAAAUUCAAUAAGCACCUGUCAAGGAUUCAGCGAAGUGGACAAAGGUGUUCCCCUUCAUACGACUUUUGCUGAUAUCAGCCCAAUUAGAGGAAAUCAAGAUAUAUCACCGAUUAAAAAAAGUCCUGGGAUGAUCAGAGUAGUAGCUUCUAGUCAACAGAAUACAAGUUUCAUGUCUAAUGUCUCCGAAACGUCACCGAGAUCAAUGAGUUACAACAUGUCAAAUACUUCAAUGACAGAAAUAACUAUGAACAAUUGCUCGUCUAUGGAAUCGGAAAGCCUAACGUUUAAUUCAUCAUUAAACAGUGAAAAGUCUUUCAUUCAACAGAGGGUGGAGCGAUUGUAUGGACCUGGUGCACUGGCGCAAGGAUUUUUUUUUAAACGUAGUGCCAGUAAAUUGAAUACAAGCGAUUGCUUUUUAAAUAAGUCCUUGAAUAAUAACAAUGAUGUAUCAAUUGACGGUGUCAAAGAGGAAGAAUCCCUAAAAUCUUUGCCAGUUCUGAGACAUCUCAGGCCUGAAUUUCGGGCACAGUUACCAGUCGUCAGCCCAAGAAAGCCAACCGAUGGUAGUGAGCAAGUUAUAAAAUCGUUACAAAGAGUGACUUCAUCUAUUCAGAAAAAUGAAGAAAAAAGUAAAGUCGUCACAACCGCUGCAGAUCUGAAUAAUUCUAUAGGAAGGAAUGACUCGAUUGUAAACUUGAAACCAAGUAUGACAAUCCUGAAAAAUAUUCCCGACCAGCAACCAGCUGCGUUGGAAGUGGUGUUGCCCGUUCUGGAACCCAGUGCAAGCUUCCAUAAUAUAGCAAAGCAUGUUCAGGAAGUAGAAAAGGCUGAUGAGGAAAAAGAUGGUCACUAUUUUAUGAAGAUGCUAAAGGCGGAGACAGACAGGUUAUUGUCCUUAGCUGCAUCUGCGGAAGCUGAACUAGCAGGUGGUGAUCCAACUGUUCUCCCCGAAGAAGCAGCUGGGAAGUUAAGAUCAGCAGCUGGCAAAGCUAGGCUACUAGCAACUCAAAAAAUGCAGCAAUUCGAAGGACUCUGUCAAAAGAAUAUUAACCAAAUUCCUGGUGAAGAAUUCCCAACGACCAAUGAAGACUUAGCUGGCUUUUGGGAUAUGGUGAUGCUUCAAGUUGUUCAAGUCAAUGAACUAUUUGAUCAGAUUCAGAGACUAAAAGACUCGCAAUGGAAAGAGGUUAUUCCAGAUUCUAAAGUCAUUACAUCCUUACCUCAAAAUGGCAGCAGCUCUAAGCGUCGUGUUAAUGUUCCAAACAAAGCAAAAGCAACUGCAAACAGUGAAGCGAACCGAAAGGCUCGCGAAGCUCGUGAACAAGCUAGGCGUCAAAUGCUAGAGGAACGGAGACGUGCGAUGCGUUCAGCACAAAAUAAAGAUCAAAGGAAUGCAGAGUCUGUGAAAAUUUUUGUGCCCGAAACGUAACGGUGAUUCAGCAUGAAAAUAGAACUCAUACUAAUUUGAAAAGGGCAGUUCACACUAUUCAAGAUCAAAUGUAUUCGACGACUACUUAAACGGCUUGCUAAUGCUACGACAAACAUCACGAUUUUGGUGUUAGGUGCAUUCACAUCUCAAAUUGUAACAUUUUGUAACAGUAUUAAAUAUAAUUAAUCGUGAAAAAUUCGAGAUGACCCAAAACCUCACGAAUAGUGAGAGUUUACCGAUGAAAAUUGUCUUUUAAUAUUUUUAUUGUCCUAAAGGAGGAUUGGUGGAUGUUACUUAUGAUAUUUGUUAUGCUUGACUGUAAAAAAAGUGAGAGAAAAAUGGAUCCUUCAUUAUUUUGAUGGCAUAGUUUAGUAUUACUGCAAGAUUUGGAAAAAAAAUUCUAAUUUGCGACUGAAAUAAUUAUCGAAACAUGAAAUUUGGAUGUACAGUUCUCAGAUGUGAUAAUUUGUUGCGGUUUGUAAAAUUUGAUGUGAAUUAAUUAUACGCAACACCAUCGUCUGUAUAAAAUGUAUCUUCGUCGGCAUGGUGCGUUCCAUUUUUUUGCGCAUAGACAGAUUUUUUAUAAUUGAAAACUUAAAUUAAUUAUUGACGUUAAGGUACUUUAGCUAUUUAAAUUUUUUCUAUCGCGAGCCUAAUGAUUACUUAGUAACUUAUAUUAUACAUGAUAGUAAAUUAUGAAAGAAAUUGUAGGAAUAAAAAAUGAUUGAGUUUGUUUAAUUUGUAUAAAUAUUCUUGUAAUGAAAUCUUAAAUUGGUGCGAAGUUACAUGUUAUGUAUAUAUUUAUGGUAUUAAUGUUGCAAAUACGCACGUCUCUGCUUGUGACAAUUUAUUCUAAACUCGUUUGAGCGUUAAAAAUGGCAAAAGAUUCCUAUUGUUAUAAAUAAAGAUGUCACUUUUUGUUUGUGUCCGGAAUAUUCGCGAUGUUCUAUACAUGUGGGGAUGUCAUUAGUAACACGUGCUGGAUUCUCUGUUGCCGAGCACGCACUUUCUUCUAUCUCUUAUCCGCGUUACAUGAGAGAAAGAUUGACAUGAUAGCAAGUUUUUAAAAAAACUGACCCCUGAAAACUGAAGGUACACGCUUGUUAAUAUUUGCAUAAAUAUAUGUCAUGUUGAGCUUCUCGUUUAUGGUAUUCAGGAUUACAGAGGACACUCCAUCAUACAUAGUGUGAAUUAUUAACGUGGAAAAAAAAUUAAAAGUAAAAAAUUAAAUACUUGAUUAUAUAGAGGUUACUGCAGAACAAGUCAGCAUAUUCUUUGUAAAUUUUUUUUUUGUUAUAUGACAGUUAGUUUUAAAAUCCAGGCCGACAGCUGUGAAUUUUUAGUUGAUAGUCAUCAUCCAUAUAACAAAUCAACGAAUACUCACAUACUUCAAUUCUAGAACUCUAUCAAACCUUCCAAGAAACUAUGAGUUAUGACAAAAAUAUCCACAUCCAAAGAGUCAGUUCCUAGCUAUUAUGUGUCGUUACGUUACUUUGGCACAUCUACAUGCAAAAAUAUUAGGAUAAAUGACAAAUUACAUGCAAUGGAUGGAUUAGCUACAUUAAGGCCCUAGUCUAGUCAUAAAAAUAGGUGCAGAUGAAAACAAACACAGGCAUAGAUUUGUGAUGCAUGGGAUACACAGAAUUUACCUCAAGUCUAGAAAUCAUUGUUCCCAAUUUCUCUUGCCGUACCAGAUAUUGAAUGGUCGACAGUGCCUGUUUCGUAGCCACAAUAAUGACACCAAUGAUAGAAGUUGUAAAUUAAGAAAAAGAAUGUGAUGAGUGAAGGAAUUAUUGGAUAUCAAUUUGUAUCUACUUUGAGGGAUGGUCGAAAUCUUUUAAAGAUGCGAUUUCAAAAGCUAUGAAAAUACAACUUAAGUUUUAUAAUUCAACAAGAUUUGAUCGUCGACAUUACGAUUUUGUGUUUGUGUUUGUGUUGAAAUAAACUGUACUAGGACCUUAAAAUAUUCGAACAUCAACGAUGCGCUGACAUUCUGAAAAUUUAUCGUGUGUAAUAUCUUUAUAUCAGAUGUUACUUUUUUCAAUAGAUUUUUGCAUUGUUAUGAAAUAUGUGGUUCUGAAUCAACUGAAUCUCUUGAAAAAAGUACUGAAACGAAUUAAAAUUACCUAAUAUAAAACUUGAAUUUGAAAGUAAUAAAUUGUUCAUAUGUUUCGAAAUUUCCAUAUUUAUGUCGUUGAUUAUUAUCGGUUACAUACAUUGACACGUAGAAAUUUUUAUACGCUUGCAAACGUUAUGAUGCAGUACCAAUGGCUCUCUCUAUAUCUGUUUGCUGUUCUUUGCACCGAAUCGAAUUUUAUCCGAAAACUUGGUCCCUAAAAUAAACAUGUUCAAAGGCAUGUAGGCCAAAUAUAAUCAAUUCCUCAGAUUUUGAUAAUUUUUGACUAAUUUUCAUAAUAAUUUGGGAAAGUUACAUAAAUAUACAUAUACGUUACUGUUGAAUUUGAGAGAGCACAGCACAUGAGUUGAAAGAAACAAUCUAAUUACAUUUCGGAUAUAGCAUGAUACAAUAUGCAUAUUCUUUUAUUAACAUAAGUUUCUAGGGUAUCACUGUUUCCUGUUUUUACUCCUCAAUGCAACAUAGUUGUUAUAAUUUUAAACAUAGUUAUACAAUAUCAUGACAUUUCAUAGACAUUACGCGCCACUAGAAUUGUAAAUAAGACAAUUAAUUUCCCCAAGAGUGAGUAAUUGUACAUCCAAUUUUUGGAUUUUACAUAUUAUACCUAUUUUGCAGAAUUAUAUCAACCUGCGAUUAGUACUUCUUAUUUGUUAUUAGUAAAUUAUUUACAGACAUCUCAUUUUCUACAAGAAUCUAUACUCUUUGGAAUAAACCCACUGUACAGAACAUGUCUAAAGUGAGACACAAAUUCUUCGGCUAAUCUUCGAUAAAAUAAAUUUGAUCUACCAGUUUUUUCCCGAUGGAUUUAGGCCUCGCUUUGGACACCUGUCUACUCGUUGUACACGGUCACAUUUUUUAGUUGACUUAUUUAUAAUACAAAUUUUAUUGUUAAACACCUCCUUCGGUAUCUGCUGGGUGACAUUGGUUGAAAAAAUCACCAAACGUAGCCAACAAUAUAGUUGAACAACAACGGAGCCCAAAUUUUCAACGCUGUACAUAUAUCAUGAAAAUUCAUUCUCUACUGAAUAGAGAGAAUCAAAAUAAUUUGCUCUCGCAUAUCGUAUGUAUCCCACUCUAGAGUUGCCUUGGAGCAGAAAGCUCGUGAAAUUUUCGAAAUUAUCCAAAGCCUGUUCCAAUGAUUAAUUUCAACUCAAAACAUGCGAUUUACAGGCCUUGAACAUGCGUCGUAGACACUUUGAAUUUUAAUUAUGAUUACUGUGUCCGGUGUUGGAUAUCUCGGGUCGAGUUUCUCCGUUCUUACAAAUAUGAAGCCGUUUACCUAUUUUGUGAUAAAGUUCUGCGAGAAUAGAUGACCAAAUGAUUUUGGCAUCGCUAUGGGCAUUGCAGCUGGGCUAAUAGAAUAGAAAAAGUGGCUUCAUGCUUUGAGAUUUAAAUAACGUACCAAGUUCACGUUGGCGUAAUCAUCAACCAAUGUCACACGAUCCAUUUUAUCGUCAUGAAAUUGAAAAGAUUUGAAAUUAUGGUAAUUGCAACAAUCCAGUGGUUGUAUGCUUCUAGAAAUAUAUCUUCCUAGUUGUUAAGGAUUAUCGAAAACAGCUAUGAGCCAUUUCAAUUAAAUACUUCAACAAAAAUAAUUUGAAAAUACAACACACUGUAAUAUUUUUUAAUAAAUAAAUUAAUGUUCUCUUA